Eucalyptus grandis is the source of this 1044-nucleotide messenger RNA. Its product is annotated as calcium-binding protein KIC. Gene Ontology annotation, molecular function: calcium ion binding. The record is from RefSeq and is a predicted model, not a curated record. NCBI's taxonomy places the organism in Eukaryota, Viridiplantae, Streptophyta, Magnoliopsida, Myrtales, Myrtaceae.
GGUAGGCACUUUCCUAGAAGUCCUUCCCCGCGAGAGAAUACAGGGCAUAAGGAACAGGUUCUCUCUUGGUUAGGUCUUAUCACCGACGUUGAUUUUCCCAAUAUGGGUGGCUUGUAUGGUGGACACCUAAGCCCUGUUCCAGUUGACAACUUCAAAUCGCCCCGGAUCCCAUCCCCACCACCCUGCCUAUAUUAUCCAAGAAAACCCAUCACAGUUUCCACCCCAUCAAGAACUCCUUCCCUUUCACAUGACCCAUCUGCUAAGAUUUGCCAUCACAGGCGCUUCUUUCGCAUCUCAAAAGCUCGCCCAUCUCACUGAUCAGGCUGGUGAGUUGUAGCCUCGAGAGAGGAAAGUGACCGUUCAAGGAAAUGGCAGCCACCAACAACGACCGGGAGUUUGAGGACAUGUUGCCGGUGAUGGCAGAGAAGCUCGAUGUGGAGACUUUCGUGUCGGAGUUGUGUGGGGGAUUCAGGCUCUUGGCGGAACCCGGAAGUGGUUUGAUAACAUCAGAGAGCCUAAAGAAUUCAGCCCUUCUGGGAAUGGAAGGAAUGAGCGUAGAAGAGUCCGAGGCGAUGGUGAGAGGAGAUCUCGACGGGGACGGUGUCCUUAACCAAACAGAGUUUUGCAUCCUGAUGGUGAGGCUCAGCCCUGAAUUGAUGCAAGAUGCAGAGGCUUGGCUUCAGAAGGCCCUUGAUGAGGAGCUCGCCAAAGCUUCCGGUCAGACUCGUGUUCCUCCGACGAGUUCAGAAGAAUUUUCAAUCACUAAACGGUGCCCAGUUUGUAACAAAGGCGAUGGAAGGACUCAUCGAAUUUCUUUCCAUCGCGGAUGGUCCUUCCAGUGGAAUAAGUAGGAAAGAGUUUAGGACUACGUGAACCACGUUCACUUUUCAUGUUCCUGCUUCUACUGCAUCUAUUGACAAUGCCCAAAAGCCAGUUGCAGCUCAUCUGUUUCAUUGGUUACAUUCCCAUCGUACGAAUGGGCAUCAUACCAUACAUAUCUACUGCAGAAUCAUUAGACAUCGCAUCUGCCCAUUUUCUUCAAAA